Molecule: messenger RNA, 1923 nt
Organism: Trifolium pratense (red clover)
Lineage: Eukaryota; Viridiplantae; Streptophyta; Magnoliopsida; Fabales; Fabaceae
Product: serine/threonine-protein kinase BSK5-like
Exons: 10
Coding region: 314-1783 (489 amino acids)
Biological process (GO): brassinosteroid mediated signaling pathway; protein phosphorylation
Molecular function (GO): protein binding; ATP binding; protein kinase activity
Source: RefSeq, a predicted model, not a curated record
UGUUGUUUUUAUUGAAAAGUGAACCGCAGCCAUAUUAGGUGACCAAACCUCUUUUAAUAAUGGAUAAAAUACAAUAGUUUAAAAGAGACCAUAAUAAUAGAUAGUGACAAAGCAGAGACAUAGCUAAUAAUGCAUUGCAGAGAGCAAAUGAUGCAGAAAGGUGGUGAUUGACUGAUACUACCAAACACAUUUCCUUUGAACUUUCUCUCUUCUCUUCAUUCUCUGUCCCCUUAUCUUUUUCAUCCAUGAAUGGAUAGUGGAACAAAAUAAGAACAUAAUAAAAGUGUUGCAGUAUUCUGCUGCAUUUUCAGCAAUGGGUGCUAGUUGCUCAAGAUUCUGCUUAUGCUGCUUGCCCUCCAAUACAAAAUCCAAUCUUCAUCAAUUGCCUGAUCAUGAUGAUGGGAACAAGGGUGAUGAGAAGGAUUCUUGGGGUGGUUUAACUAAUUUCAGCUUGGACCAACUAAGUAUUGCCACGUCAGGAUUUUCACCAGACAACAUUGUAUCAGAACAUGGUGAGAAAGCUCCUAAUAUUGUCUACAAAGGAACAAUUGGAGAUCACAUGUUGGUUGCUGUGAAACGUUUCAACAAGUCUGCCUGGCCUGAUUCACACCAAUUCCUAGAGGAAGCACGAGAAGUGGGGAAUCUAAGAAAUGAAAGGUUAGCUAACUUGGUUGGUUAUUGUUGUGAAGGAGAAGAGAGAUUGCUAGUUGCUGAGUUUAUGCCUAAUGAAACUCUCUCUAAACAUCUAUUUCACUCGGAGACUCAGCCUAUGAAAUGGGCAAUGAGGUUGAGAGUGGCCUUGUAUUUAGCACAAGCUUUGGAAUACUGCAGCAAUAGAGGAAAGGCAUUGUACCACGAUCUUAAUGCUUACAGAAUUUUGUUUGAUCAAGAUGGCAACCCUAGACUGUCUUGUUUUGGACUAAUGAAAAACAGCAGAGAUGGUAGAAGUUACGGUACAAAUAUAGCUUUUGCCCCUCCAGAAUAUUCGAGGACAGGAAAAGUUACUCCUGAAAGUGUAAUUUACAGUUUUGGAACACUUUUGCUUGAUCUUCUGAGUGGAAAGCAUAUCCUACCCAGCCAUGCACUUGACCUUAUUCGUGCCAAAAAAAUUCAGCUGUUAACGGACUCGUGUUUGGAAGGUCAUUUUUCAAAUGAUGAUGGAACUGAGUUAUUGAGAUUAGCAUCACGUUGUUUGCAGUACGAACCUUGCGAGAGACCAAAUGCCAAGUCACUUGUGAAUGCUCUAACUCCUCUUGAGAAAGAAACUUCAGUUUCAUCACUUGUUUUAUUGGGCAUACUUGAUGAGAGUGAACCACCAAAGGAAAUAGUUCCAUUGACACCAUUUGGUGAAGCUUGCUCCAGAAAAGAUCUCAUUACAAUACACAAAAUUUUGGAGAGAGUGGGGUACAAGGAUGAUGAAGAUGUUGCAAAUGAGCUUUCUUUCCAAAUGUGGACAGAUCAAUUACAAGGAACACUGAAUUCGAAGAAACAUGGAGAUUCUGCUUUUCAUGCUGGAGAAUUCUCUAAGGCCAUCGACUUUUAUACACAAUUCAUCAAUGGUGGGACUAUGGUAUCACCAACUGUGUAUGCAAGGAGGUGCUUGUGUUACUUGAUGAACAACAUGGCACAAGAAGCACUAGGAGACGCCAUGCAAGCUCAAUUAAUAUCACCCACGUGGCCGACCGCAUUCUAUCUUCAAGCAGUUGCCUACUUCACCAUUGGGAUGGACAUUGAUGCACUUGAAAGCCUUAAAGAAGCUACAACAUUGGAAACCAUAGCAUAGGAAUUGAAUUGAAAUGUAUAUACAAAAUUACAGCGAGUCACUGUAAUUUUGACAAAUCCUUCGCAAUUCCAAACAUGCUCAAACUAAUAAUUGUAAUUGUCUUAUUUAUUUAUGUUUAUUAGUUGUGAAUCUCAAAUUGC